AUGGAUCCCGAGAACGUAGUACGUAAUCUUCAAUCUCUGAGAAGAUUGUACAGUCUUCUCGAAUCAAAUGCAAAAAAUGCAUAUGUUCCCGAGUCAUAUAAGAUAAAUGAGAACACUCAGUUUCUGUUAAAGAGGUUACUCGAUUUUGCCUCCCAAUCCAAGAUAAUUGCAACACGGUUAGGUUUGUUUCCUAGAACGGAUUUGCACUUUCUAAAACCGCCGAAUGUGGCGGAUCCCUCUGUGACGGCGCCACCUGCAAUGUUGUUUCAGAUCAAUGGUUCUCAAAAUAUGCAACGUGUUAAACUAUUGGAGGCGAAAGGAUCGUUGAAGCAAGAUCUGAGAGUCAAUCAGAUUCAAAGCAAUUCUAGUAAGGAUGGUUUUAAAAAAGAAGUCGCUGAUGCUAUCGAACAAAUCGAUACACAGCUCUCAGCUUUGAGUUUUGUUUCUGGUCGUGUGGGCUCUGAUGAUAGACAAAACAUUCAAGCUUCUAUGUCUAGUGGUGAAGAGGUAACACACUUCGUUCUUUUUCUGUCUACAAGUAAUAGUCGAAGCCAUGAUGAUCUAACUUUGUCAUAUAAUGAUCAGUUUGUCCAGGUCACGUCACGACCGCUACCAUUAACUCCUUUUGUUGUGAGUUCCGUUGAUUUCAAGAAGCCAAGUCAAAGUAACAAAAUGUCACAAAAGAUGACUAGUAUUAAACCAACGUUGAUGGAUCAAGAAACUGAAUCGUUGGACGAUGAUUCUGUUGAAUCAGAACGUGAACAAACACCGUCUGGGACAAGUUCGGCGUUGGAAGACGAUGACGUUUCAGCUGACCAAGAAUCAGAUGGGGAAACAGGGUCAAGCUCUGGCUCAGACUGGGAAACUCAAGCAGAGAGUGACUCUGAGUAUGAGUCAGAAUCAUUAUAUCCACCACAGAGUGAUGAUGAAUCUUCCUCUGAAGUCAGCGCUUCUCCUCCGCCUAAAAACAGAGACACUCCAAAACAGAGGGGAAAUGUAAUGGGGCGGUUUAAAAGAUUAAAGAAUAAGAUAGGACAAGUAUUCCACCAUCACCACCACCACCACCACCAUCAUCAUCACCACGACAAAAACAAGCCAUCAGCUUCGACGACUUUGCAGAGUGCAUUUCACCAAAAGCACAUAGAGAAAUCAGAUGAGAAGAGACGGGCGACGUCAAAAACUAGAGGUCUUACUACACAUAAGCAGCAUAGAGGCCUUACUACACAUUCGCUAAUGGAAGUAUGGAAGAGACAUAGAAAGCACUCGAAGAAACAAAAGCAUGAUCUGCUGCAGACGCAUGCCAAAACGCAAUGGUUGAAAAACUUGAAGAAGCGUCACGGUGGAGGUGUGAAGAUUCCCAAAAGAGGACGUAUGAAGUUGGGAAAAACACAUUUUUUGACCAAAAAUAUUCAAGAACAUGAUGAAAACUAGUUUCGGUUAUAACAGAGCAAAACAACUGUAAAUUACUCAAGCUGAAUGCUUCAUGUCUACUAAAUCUUUUGUUUUAUCUUUAAC
Molecule: messenger RNA, 1515 nt
Organism: Capsella rubella
Lineage: Eukaryota; Viridiplantae; Streptophyta; Magnoliopsida; Brassicales; Brassicaceae
Product: protein KOKOPELLI
Exons: 3
Coding region: 1-1431 (476 amino acids)
Source: RefSeq, a predicted model, not a curated record